AUGAAACGUGCUUCAUAUAUUGCUUGUGGUCUGCUCUCCAUCGCUGUAUCUGCUGCACUUGUAGUCAGUGAACCUGCUGCUUCUAAAAAGGACGUUGUUGCCCAUCCUCUGUUGUUCCAAGACUUUCCUACACCCCAGAUUGUUGAAGACAUGCCAAAUGGAGAGUCACCUCAAGCCGGACCUACUCUGCUGAGAACGCAGCUAGCAGUCAACCGGGACAUUUCCAUUUUCGCCUCAUAUGUUCGUGACUUUGCUUCUCUUGAAGCUCGAUUCAACGAUAACAGUGAAUUCUCGUUGGUUCUCGCACCAUCCAACGCUGCUAUUUCAUCAUUAUCAUCCAAACCAUGGGAAUUCCCCACUCCUGUGAGCAAUGACCAUAAUACACCCGAGGAAGAAAAAGACAGGAUUGCAAGACAUAAUGUCAUGUCAUUUAUUGCCCACCAUUUGAACCUUGUCCGAAGUGGUGAUGAGAACGAUGCCACCAGUAAAGACCGAAUUCUGUCUACUGAUGAUGACGAGUUUCAUCUUCUUGCCGAGAGUGGAGAUGACCUGAUAGUUAAACGCCAGUCUGUUGAAUCACCUGAUGACAAAGUUUUUACAGUUACCAUUGGAAGCUCGGACCAAGAGUCGCCAAUCGUCGUGAAUGUUACUCAAGUCAAGCAAGUCGAUAACGGAGCUAUCUGGGUCCUUGAUGGGUCUCUCAGCCGACCAUAG
Messenger RNA from Sugiyamaella lignohabitans, 714 nucleotides. RefSeq lists its product as uncharacterized. Lineage: Eukaryota; Fungi; Ascomycota; Dipodascomycetes; Dipodascales; Trichomonascaceae. The record is from RefSeq and is a predicted model, not a curated record. The transcript has a single exon. The coding region runs from base 1 to 714 and encodes 237 amino acids.